UGCCAGGCUGGGCCAUUAGGGGCGUUCCCGUGGUGCCUUCAGACAGACCGGAGGCUGGUACUGGACGCACACCCUCCGUUGGCCAACAAAACGCAUACACCGAUAAAGUGCACCGCCUGGAUUCUCUGCCCCCAGCCCCGACGCUGCUGACCUCUGCCCAACACACGACAGCAGCUAUGCCUCAACCCAUGCGGCACCGCUCCAUGCGCAUCUUCAUGAACGACGACCGGCACGUGAUGGCCAAGCACUCGGCCAUCUACCCCACGCAGGAGGAGCUGGAGGGUGUGCAGAACAUGGUGUCCCACACCGAGCGCGCCCUCAAGGCCGUCUCCGAUUGGCUGGACGAGCAGGAGAAGUGCGAGCCCAAGCCCGACCCCGACCUCCCCGAGGCAGAGAAAGAGAGCCCCAGUGACCCCCGGGACCUAGUGACGCGCAGCCUUCGGGGCGUGAUGAGGGUGGGGUUGGUGGCCAAGGGGCUGCUGCUGAAGGGGGACCUCCACCUGGAGCUGGUGCUGCUCUGCAAGGACAAGCCCACCGCCUGUCUGCUGGGGAAGGUCGCCGACAACCUGACUACACAGCUCAGGGCCGUGACGGAGGACGCCUACAUUGUGACCCAGAACCUCCCGGAGGCCAGCAUCGUGAUCCAGAACACCAAGGCUCCACCCCUCAGCAUGACGGUCAACCUCACCUCGCCGCUGGUGCGCGAGAAGACGGAGAAGGGGGAAAAGGCGGAGAAGGGGGAGAAGGGGGACGUGGCCAUGGUGGAGGUGAAGGUGGAGGAGGGAGAGUCGCUCUCUGUCCCCGACCCAGCGGAUGCUCUGGACAGGCAGAAAUGCCUAACCGCCUUGGCGUCCCUCCGCCACGCCAAGUGGUUCCAGGCCCGCGCCAACGGGCUGCGCUCCUGCGUCAUCGUCAUCCGUAUCCUGAGGGACCUCUGCUCGCGCGUGCCCACCUGGGAGCCUCUGCAAGGCUGGCCCCUGGAGCUGCUGUGUGAGAAGGCGAUUGGCACCGGGAACCGACCAAUGGGAGCGGGCGAGGCAUUGCGCAGGGUUCUAGAAUGCCUGGCCUCUGGCAUCCUCAUGUCGGGUAUGCAUCACGCAGACGGCGCGGGGAUCUGUGACCCGUGUGAGAAGGAGCUGACCGACGCCAUCGGCCACCUGGAUAUGCAGCAGAGAGAAGACAUCACGCAGAGCGCACAGCACGCCUUGAGGCUGGCGGCCUUCGGUCAGAUCCACAAGGUACUGGGGAUGGACCCCCUGCCCUCCAAGAUGCCCAAGAAACCCAGAACUGAGAUCCCCAUCGACUAUACAGUCCAAAUCCCCCCCAGCACCACCUACGCUCCGCCCAUGAAGCGGCCGAUGGAGGAGGAGGAGGGAGCGGAGGACAAGAGCCCCAACAAGAAGAAGAAGAAGCUGCAGAAGAAGACGGCGCCCGAGGACAAGGCAGACCCCCCCCAGACCAUGAACGCCCUGAUGCGGCUGAACCAGCUGAAGCCGGGGCUGCAGUACCGGCUGCUGUCCCAGACAGGCCCGGUGCACGUGCCCGUGUUCACCAUGAGCGUGGAGGUGGACGGACGUGCCUUCGAGGCGUCCGGCCCCUCCAAGCGCACCGCCAAGCUGCACGUCGCCGUCAAGGUGCUGCAGUUCAUGGGUCUCCCCACGGGGGUGGACCUGAAGACGGAGCCCGCGGCCAAGCCCCCGCCCGAGGCCCCGGCCCCCGUGCUGCUCGCCCCUGUUGAGGUCAAGCCGGUGCUGGUCCCCGUGGAGGCCCCCACGCCCGCUGGGGGGCCCGCCGGCUCAGGAGCCGUGCCCGCAGCAGACACCACGGACGCUCCUGAGGGAGCCCGUCACCAGGGCCCCAUCCUCACCAAGCACGGGAAGAACCCGGUGAUGGAGCUGAACGAGAAGCGGCGCGGCCUGCGCUACGAGCUGAUCUCGGAGACGGGCGGCUCCCACGACAAGCGCUUCGUGAUGGAGGUUGAGAUCGACGGGCAGAAGUUCAGGGGGACCGGCUCCAACAAGAAGGUGGCCAAGGCCUACGCCGCCCUGGACGCCCUGGAGCGGCUGUUCCCCGAGGGCGUCGCCAGCGAGGCCGCUAAGAAGAAAAAGGGGCCGGCGGCCGGGCAGCCCCGGAACACAGCAGGCUUCGGGAUGAUGGGCGGGGCCUCUGGGGCUGACACGGCCACGCCCAGGGGGCGGGGCAGAGCUGGGCGAGGCCGAGGAAGGGGGAGGGGCUUCAAUAACGGAGGAGGCUACUCCCAAGGAGGUGGCUUCGGGACGUACGGCUAUGGAAACAACGGCGUCUCCGGAUACAACUACUACAACUCCAACGGUGGAGCCGGGCCCCCAGGCGUCCCGUCGGGCGGCCCCCCGACCAAUGCCCCCGCCGGCCCGGCCCCGGGCCCCGUUGGGGGACCCUCCUACGGUUCCUACUACCAGAACGACCCCGCCUACGCAGCCGUCUCCCCCGGCCCCAAGCCCCCAAACAAGAAGGGCCCCAUGCACCCGGGGGCAAAGGCCCACUUCCCGGGGGCCCUCAGCGGAGGGGGCCCCCCGGGGGUGCACCCCCCAGGGGUCCCAGCGGGGCCCGGGGUCUACAGCCAGUACAGCCAGGGCUACGGGACGGGCAAGAAGAACUUCGCCCAGCCGCAGGGCGGGGCGGGGGGGUACCCUUACAGCACCGCCUACCCCAGUCAGGUGACCGGCGGGGGCGUGGCCGGUAACCAAGACUACGGCUACGAAGGAUACAGCGACCAGUCCAGCUACGCCACACAGGGCGCUGGGAACCAGCAGUCCCAGUACCACAACCCAGCCGGCUACGGGCGAGGCGACCCCAGUAUGAACUACCAGUACAGAUAGACUCCGACCCCCCCCCCUCCUGGUUCAGCAGCAGCAUCCUCCUCCUCCUCUUCAUCACUCUCCUCUUCCAGCCUUUUCCGAAGAACGGGAUGUAAUGGCGGACGGUACAUUGUGUUGUGUGGAGAAGCCGUCGCCCGUGGUGAGGAACAGACUUCAGACUCCUGAGGUCUGAGGACUCUUGUGCGGCAAUGGCGUUGAUGGGCGUGUUCUCUGGUUCCCUGCUCCUGUGUUUGGCUCCUCCUAUGUUAAUCUUUCUUUGUAAAAAUCCCGCCAUUCCUCCCUGGUGUUUCAUUAUAAAAGAAUGCUUUCAGUUUCUAAUCUGAUUUCUUCAGUUGGUUUAGGACGGGGUUUGUUUUAGUUCUGGGGUGAAACCAAGAAGGACCACCUUGACCACUUAGUUCUGAACUACUGAGUUUUUGAUUGACAGAUUUCAGAUUGAUAUUUUUCUUAAACGACACAUUAGGCUUCUGAACAGCUUGUUAUUUUUUAUUGCUUGUAAUUUUUGCUUCGUUUUGUAAUAUUUACCUCAUUCAAUGUAGUAAUUUUAACAAAUAGUUCUGAGAAUUAAUGGAAUUGUCCUUUGAGUCUAAGUGUCCCACCAGUGUAAGCUUGGAUGGUGUCUGUUGACAGUGUAAGAUAUUGGGUGUACCAAUAAAGAUGUUUUAUUUUGAAAGCCUAA
Messenger RNA from Gadus morhua (Atlantic cod), 3537 nucleotides. It is a transcript of the gene ilf3b, whose product is annotated as interleukin enhancer binding factor 3b. Gene Ontology annotation, molecular function: single-stranded RNA binding; double-stranded RNA binding. The transcript has 18 exons. Gene Ontology annotation, cellular component: precatalytic spliceosome. The record is from RefSeq and is a predicted model, not a curated record. Lineage: Eukaryota; Metazoa; Chordata; Actinopteri; Gadiformes; Gadidae. The coding region runs from base 177 to 2858 and encodes 893 amino acids.